AUGAAUAAUCUAGUAGCGUAUGAUGGAGAAAGUGAUGAAGACUCUCCAAUACAUUCCAGUGAAGCUGAAGUUCCAAUUAACCCUCUUUUGAAGAAAAAAAGCGCUUCUCCACGAGAAAGAAAAAACUCUGAUUUUUAUGAUGACUCUGAGGCUUUUGCUGAUUAUACAUCCAGAAAAUCUACAUCACCACGCUCCGACAGAAGUUAUACCAUGGACUUCUUAGAACCUCCUCCUCCAAAAAGGCCAAAAGACACACCUUCUCCCUCGGAUGUUAAUGUAGGAAUGGCCAGGAUAUCUUCAACUGCUUCAUUAGUUUCUUACGAGUUUGAAGAUGGGUUCGACCAAGCUGAACGAGAAGGAGCAGAUAUUGAUAAAGAGCAAGUCAGUCCUCUUUCAACUGAAAUGGUGGAACCACGACCUCCUGAAAGACAAAGCCAAGACUGUGAGAGUGAUGAAGACAAUGAGAGGAUUAUUGACGAAGCUUUGGAGAAUGCCCAAUCAGCCCUAAAAGAGAGACAGGGCGGGUCAGAAGGUAGUCUAACUCCCGGGAACGACCAGGAUAGUCCCAGAACACCAGAUGUGGAGGACAAAGAUGAGGAUGCAAUUAGGAAUAACAUAGCUAUACCUCCAUCGCCUGAAGGUGAUUGUGAUCCCUUACUUGAGGAGAAGCUAGCGAUGUUUUUCCGAAAAAAAGCUCAAGGAAUAAGUUUGAAUGAGCAACUGCAAGGCAAAAGGCAGUUUCUUAAUCCAUCAUGCUACGAAAGUUUUAUUGAAAGUUUUGAUCUUGACGAGAAAGGUUCGAACUUUCCUGCACACAUUUUUGAUCCUCAUGGAUUUCCUGAAGAUUGUUUCUACGAGAAGCUAAAUGAAGAACAGAGGAAGUUAACUGAAGCUAAGGAUAGAGAAGCGCUAAAGAAAUCAGGCGGACAUACUGUUCCUGUCGCUCGCAAACCUUAA
Molecule: messenger RNA, 957 nt
Organism: Auanema sp. JU1783
Lineage: Eukaryota; Metazoa; Nematoda; Chromadorea; Rhabditida; Rhabditidae
Source: the annotation of a GenBank genome assembly